ACGGUUAAGAUAAUAACUAUUGGACCCAUCAACUUCUUUUUUCCCUACCUUGGAAUAAAUACAUGAUAAAACUCCAAUAGCGGAAUAAAUAUAAUGUUUCCGUUAUAUAAAGACCAUCAUAAGUUUCAUCAUUAAUCCCACUUUAGUUUCUUUAAAUCACAUCCCUUCAUCCUGAAGCCAAACCCCUCUCUUUCUCUCUUUGUCUCUUUCUAUCUUUCUCUUACACAUAUCACAUAUGCAAACACAUGAGAUGGAUGUUUGUUCACCAGCCACGACCAAGAAGCUCUCAAGACUCGCGAAGCUAAUCCUCUACACCAUCCAGAAGGUCUCAGACGCCUCACGUCACAAACUCCAAACAACACUCGAUCCACAACUACUCGCGAAACGUGGCAAGACCCUACGCAAAUCUCUAAACGAAGCCGUUUCGACUUCCCACUCCCACAUCACAUGCCGUCCCUCCGACCACGACGAUGUCCGAUCCUCCUUCAUCUCACCUGUACCGCUGCAGCUAGACUACGAGUUCAGCUGCAGCAGCACCCCACCAAGACGUUCCUACGCCUCGACCACCACCGACGGACGACGCAGCGGGUCUCGCAAACCGCUUAUCAACAAACGCCAACGCCACGAGUAUAUCCGAUACAACACGCUGCCUAAGAUUCAUCGGGAACGACACGGUGCAGCGACCGUGUUUCCCGACGUAGCCAGCAGCGUGGGAACCAUGGACAGCUGCCACGUGGACAGAGCGGCGGAGGAGUUUAUACAGAGGUUCCAUAGAGAGCUGAGGUUGCAGAGGUGGAUGAUGGGUCAGGAGGUUUAAAACAUGUUUUAGCGUCACCUUUCGUUACACCAAAAUAUCAAAUCAUAUGGGAAAAAAAAUACUGUAAUAUGUAACUUUAGUAAUCUUAUUUUGACUUUUUAAUAUUUCCCUGUAUAGUUUUCAUUUUUUAUCUUUCAUUUGUUUUCUGUAAUCAAUGAAUCCAUGAACGUGUUUAAUUCA
Molecule: messenger RNA, 997 nt
Organism: Brassica napus (rape)
Lineage: Eukaryota; Viridiplantae; Streptophyta; Magnoliopsida; Brassicales; Brassicaceae
Exons: 1
Coding region: 236-817 (193 amino acids)
Source: RefSeq, a predicted model, not a curated record